Messenger RNA from Monoraphidium neglectum, 249 nucleotides. RefSeq lists its product as hypothetical. The record is from RefSeq and is a predicted model, not a curated record. The transcript has a single exon. NCBI's taxonomy places the organism in Eukaryota, Viridiplantae, Chlorophyta, Chlorophyceae, Sphaeropleales, Selenastraceae. The coding region runs from base 1 to 249 and encodes 82 amino acids.
AUGGGGUAUGCGCGCAGCAUGAGCGGCGUCCUGUGGACGGCGGGGCUGGCUGUCGCCAUUGGUGCGCUGAUCGCGCUGCCUUGGGAGGCGGCGGUGGACUCUGAGCUGGUGCGCGACACGACGCAUGAUUACGAUGGCGUGGCGGCGCCGGUCGACAACGCCGCGUAUGUGCGCACGACCGAGGGGAUCUAUUCGCAUGGCACUCGCCUGGACGCAUGGGUCUUCAUUCCCAAGGGCCUUUCAAAGUAA